AUGAUGGUCCCUCGGGCUUUCGUCCCAGUUUCAAUGGGCCAAAGCCAAACAAUCAACUUUGACGAGAAAGACUCUCUAUCAAGGAGAUCUCUUGCCAGAAACUCAGGUCCGCCGACACGAUCUGCCCUCUCCCAAAGCCUGUCGCAGCAGAAUUCAGAUUCAUAUACUCCGUUUUCAGAUCCUGUGAGGAUCCCCGCGCGCGUGGACAGGCACCUUUCACCCUCGCCGAGGCGGCCUGCGCCAUCUACCCUUCAGCCAUCCAGAGAUGAAAGUAGUCGUUCUACGCCAGAUAUAUCAAGGAGAAGAAAAGAGUCGGUGCAAGAUGUUCUGUCAUCCACAACCAUACCCAUUCGGCGGAAACCGAAGCCAAGAACGGCACAGAGAAUACCCAACUGCGACUAUGUUGCCGAUUUCAGCAAACUCCUCCGGGACGAUGUCCCUUCUAGCGGAGAGACGAGUUUGGCAGGAAGCUGGACAAAUCCACAAUUCGAAGGUCUCUUCGGGGCUAUUGACGGUCUGGUGGAUGGGCAAAUGAUAGUGGGAAGUGAAGGUCUUGAUGCCGGCAUCCUGUCGACACGAUCACUUUCUACUGAGUCCAUGCCAUCACUAGAAUCUCCAGACGAUUCAAGCACGGCUGAUUCGACUAGCUUCUCACCGGCCACCCUUCGAUCGCCGCCCGACCACAGACUGCGGCAGGUGGUCAAUUCAGAGGAUGCCAGCAACGAACACCCCCUUCUCAGCGUCGAAGACGAUGAUGACUACAGCGGCACUACGACUCCGGAUCUGUCCAUGUCUCCGACACCAAAACACUUGCGAAGGGCAAUGCCAGUAAGACGCUCGAAAACAUUCAAAUCGAGUUUAACGGCAUCAUUGAAAGCUCUAAAAUCAGCAGCACAAACCGUCUCCAAUAUAGCCACCACGCCUCCACUCGUCCAGCCUGAUGAGUUCCUCUCAAAGUCCGUCUUUGACUUCCAACCUUGGUUGACCGACGAUCGUCGUCCACCUCCUUCCGAUGAACCUCCAUCCGCAGCUCUCCGGCGGUACCUCAAUCCUCAUGCUUUCGUGGCCGCAGACUCUCCUGCCCAGCUCCAUUUUUGGUUGGACGAAAAGCCAGACCCGUCAUUAUUGUCACAGGCCGAAACAAAGCCUAAACUCAAAAUAAAGAGGAAAUACCGCAACCAGCACGCUGCUGCCACCUUGAGAAGCGGCGUGUCGGGUGCGAAGAGCGCAAUAUCUCAGCUACCUCCAGUCGUGCCAUUGGCCACGUGUAUCCCUUCGAGUGUUCGCACCGCUCACGCAUCAAGUCCACCGACCUGGCUAGAACCGGACGGCACGCCUAGCAACAAGCAUCGCGCAGCACAGUCUCUUUUCGACGACAUGGACGGUGGCACCGGUGGAGGUCAGCCACGACCGCGCGAACCUCGUGAGAACAGGGACUUUCUACGCAUCUUUGUGUGUGAAAUGAAUAUGCGCAAGAGCGGAAAGUUGAGCGAUGACGCUGCAGGACAUGCAAAAUUGUGGUUACCACCGGUCGACGACACCCCGAAGGAUCCUGAGCGACAGUCAAGACGAGCCAGCAAGACCAAAGGCAAUUAUGUCAGCUCGGACAGAUGGACCAGUUGGACCAGUGAUGAUCUGUGA
This is a messenger RNA of Exophiala spinifera, 1641 nucleotides long. RefSeq lists its product as uncharacterized. The coding region runs from base 1 to 1641 and encodes 546 amino acids. The transcript has a single exon. NCBI's taxonomy places the organism in Eukaryota, Fungi, Ascomycota, Eurotiomycetes, Chaetothyriales, Herpotrichiellaceae. The record is from RefSeq and is a predicted model, not a curated record.